Rubroshorea leprosula is the source of this 1181-nucleotide messenger RNA. NCBI's taxonomy places the organism in Eukaryota, Viridiplantae, Streptophyta, Magnoliopsida, Malvales, Dipterocarpaceae. The record is from the annotation of a GenBank genome assembly.
GUCUGAUGAGAUUGUCUGUCAUAAUGGAAAAAUUUAUGUUGACUGCAACGCUGGCAGACAGUCCCAUCGGAUAAAACUAGGCCUUUGUCCUAAAUAUGGAAAUAAUGAAGACAUCUUGGAACGCUAAGCUGGAGUAAGAGAUAGUUCGAACAAUGGAUGGUUAAAGGACGGGUGUGUUAGAAAGACAGGGGAUGGCAAGGAGACACUAUUUUGGGAAGAUGUGUGGAUAGAAAGAGUGAGCCUAAAAGAGAGUUUCCGAAGAUUAUUCUCUUUAGCUACAAAAAAAAGUGAUACAAUAGGACAGUGAAAAAGCAGGAGAAUGGCAGUGGAGUUGGCGUAGGAACCUUUUUGUAUGGGAGCAUAAUUUAUUGCAGGAAUUAACAGGAAUUUUGAGCCAGGUUCAUCUGAAGCAAGUGCAACAGGACCAAUGGACAUGGAGAUGGGAAAGCACAGGGAAUUAUACAACAAGGUCAGCUUAUCACCAGAUCACCCAAUCCCAACGUGCACAGGACAAUGGCUGUCUCAACCAAAUUUGGAAGAGUAAAGCACCACUAAAGGUUGCAGCACUAGCAUGGAGAGCUUUCGUCGAUAGAUUACCAACAAAAAUCAACUUGACAAAAAGAGGAAUAAUCAUCGACAGGGCAGAAAUGAUGUGCAGCUGGUGCUCAACAGAGGAGGAAUCCCUAAACCACUUAUUGUUUAAUUGUCUUUAUUCAUGGAAAAUAUGGACAUUCUGUUACGCUUGGUGGGACUUCUCCUCGGCAGCACAAGUGAAUGUAAAAAGCCACUACGAGCAGCACAUGGGACUUAAUCAAAAAAAGGAGUUGAAGGAAGCAUGGAGGGUAAUCUGGCUGACAACAAUCUGGACAUUAUGGGUAUGGAGAAAUCAGAAGGUUUUUGGGAAAGACCAAGAUAGUGAAGAGGAGGCUGGCGAGCUCAUAAAGCAUAGAUCUUUUCACUGGUUAAAAGCCAAUCUAUAUCCAAAUUUACAUCAGGAUUUAUGGAAAGAAGACCCCAGAUCAGCAAUAAAAAGACAUGCUGAACAUGAGACGUUAAAUGGGGAGGUGUGAUCUUUAAAUUUCUAUAAGGUGCUAUAUGGUAAAGGAGAGGCAGCACUCUGAUGUCUGAUGAAAUGUAAAUGGGUCUGGUACCCUUGUAUCCAAUAAAUAAAUUUUUGGCUU